UUAUCAUCAUCGCACGACAAUUUCAAUUCCACCUGAUACUUAAUCGUAGCAUUGCUCUCACUAGAUCCCACACUCCGCCUUUUUAUCAAAAAAAAAUAUUAAAAUUAACCCCCACCUCCACUCCCUAAUAGCCACCAGUCUCUCUUCCCCCACAGUUACAACAAACACUGUGUUUCUGGAGAAAACAAAAACAUAAUCAUCAUUCUCAUUUUCUGUUUUUCUUGAAACCCCAGUUGGGCUAAAAAGCUUCAAACUUUAGUUAUGGAUUGUUUAACAGGGUCAUCAUUAAAAGGGGUUUGUUUGGAUAAGGUUUUAGAUAAACACAAAGGUUUAUCGUUGAGUAAAAAAUCAGAAAUUUGCUUUCUUGGAUUGUCAAGUUUCAAGAUUGUUCACAUCAGCUCAUGUUCUGUUCAGAACAAAACUAUUCAUCCUAUUAGUUGUGCUUCUGACACUCAGAUACAAGCUCAGAGUGAAGAAACAGAAACCACUGAUACAAAUCAAUCCGAACCAGUUCGUGUAAAAUUUCAAUUGACUAAGGAAUGCUCCUUUGGUCAGCAUUUCUAUUUAGUGGGCGAUGAUCCAAUGCUCGGUUCAUGGGAUCCAUCAAAUGCAGUGCCACUUGACUGGUCUGAGGGACAUGUCUGGAGUGUCGAGUUGGAUAUCUCUAGUGGAAAAACUAUCAGCUACAAGUUCAUUAUGACAGUAGAUGAUGAGACUAUCUUGUGGCAACAAGGCCCUGAUCGAAUUCUUCAAACAUGGGAAACGAAGAACACGAUAACAGUUUCUGAAGAUUGGGACAAUGCUGAGCUGCAAACAAUUGUAGAAGAGGAACCUGGUGCAGAACAAUCUGCAGUUAGUCCAGAAAUUUUAAUUGAUGAGAAUCUGGUUCCACCGUCAGUUGUAGACCUAAAAGAUGAUGUAAAUGAGGAAAAAAUUAAUGAAGUUCUAGCUAUAGUCGCGGAAAAUAUCACUGAAGUAAAUGAGGAUGUGAACACUGGUCGAAAUGAGGACACCACAAUGGAAGCAAAAGUUAUUGGCGAGAAUGACAUGGCCUUUAAUGAUGAACUGUUGAGCUCAAAAAAUGAGUCCAUCUUAGUGGAGGAUGAAAGAAUUCCUGUCUUGGUUCCUGGCUUAACACAAGUUUUGACCUCAGAUGUUCACUCGGACAAAGUUGUUGCUGAGAGCUCACUUGGAUCAAAUAGUGAAGAGUUUAAUGUGUUGUUGAGUGAAGUUCACAUGGACGGAGUUGUUACUGAGGGAUCAGUUGGAUUGAAAUCGGAGGAGUUCAAUGUGACAGAGUUGAGUACAAACCAAGAGGUAGCGACCGAUACCGAUAUAACACAUCCUAGAGAAACCCCAGAAAAGGUGAUGCUUAAUGUGAAGCAAGAAGUAACAAGAGGGAAUGAAGAUGUAGAAAAGUCUGAAUUGGUUGAAGGAGGAGGAGAUUGGUCUAAUGGAAAGCCCAUAGAAGAGAAUGUCUUUGUAAGUGAUAAACAAUGGGGUAAAAAAACUCUGCUGAAGUUCUUUGCAAGUUUGGGUUUCUGUAAAGUAGAGGUUGAAGGCUGAAAACUAGCUCAUAGAGAAGGGGGGAAAAAAGGUUGUGUAUAUCCCCUAAUAAUGAAUGAUGGUCCUCUUUUUUCCCCUUUUGUUCUGAGGCUAUGUGUACUAUAUUUUUGUUACAAUACAUAUUGUUACUUCCGUUCUUAAA
Solanum dulcamara is the source of this 1708-nucleotide messenger RNA. RefSeq lists its product as uncharacterized. The transcript has 5 exons. Gene Ontology annotation, molecular function: starch binding. Gene Ontology annotation, cellular component: membrane. Lineage: Eukaryota; Viridiplantae; Streptophyta; Magnoliopsida; Solanales; Solanaceae. The record is from RefSeq and is a predicted model, not a curated record. Bases 262 to 1566 code for a protein of 434 amino acids.